Molecule: messenger RNA, 6646 nt
Organism: Mustela erminea (ermine)
Lineage: Eukaryota; Metazoa; Chordata; Mammalia; Carnivora; Mustelidae
Gene: TRPM7
Product: transient receptor potential cation channel subfamily M member 7
Exons: 39
Coding region: 685-6111 (1808 amino acids)
Biological process (GO): protein tetramerization; protein phosphorylation; calcium ion transport
Cellular component (GO): membrane
Molecular function (GO): protein serine/threonine kinase activity; calcium channel activity; ATP binding
Source: RefSeq, a predicted model, not a curated record
GGCGGGGGAAUGGCCCUGAGGGGUGGCUAGCAGGGAAGGGGGUUGGACCUGACUGGCAAGUGUGCGUCCGGAGCCGUGCUUUCUGGGGCGAAGGAGCCCGGAAUUGCCUUGAGGCUUCCGGACUUGCCCUGGCGGGACGGGAGUGCGGUUCGUUCGGGGGUGAGGGGCAGGAAGCAGGUAGCAAAUCUGGCACGACAGCUGGCCGCGGGAAUGCCCCGAGCGGGGACCUGGCUCCAGCGAGGGGCCCCUCGAGGCGGCAGAGGCGCGAGCCAGGGAGUACCUGCUAGAGCCGAGCGGCCGCAGCGCGCCAGACGCAGCGCUCAGCCUCCAAGCUCCGCAUCUCCCGGGAGCGCGUUCCUCCUGGCGCCAGUUGCUGGCAGAUAAGGGAGCCAAAUGCUCUGCUCAAGUUCGGCUUGGAAAGGGAAGGAGGGCUGGGAGGAAACACAAAAGGGAUAGAGGACACGGGAUUGGAGCUGUGCCGUAUUUGCUUGCGCAGAGGAUACUCCACAGUCCCAGAAAUCCUGGAUAGAAAGCACUUUGACCAAGAGGGAAUGUGUAUAUAUUAUACCAAGUUCCAAAGACCCUCACAGAUGCCUUCCAGGAUGUCAGAUUUGUCAGCAACUCGUCAGGUGUUUUUGUGGUCGCUUGGUCAAGCAGCAUGCUUGUUUCACUGCAAGUCUUGCCAUGAAAUACUCAGAUGUGAAAUUGGGUGACCAUUUUAAUCAGACAUUAGAAGAAUGGUCUGUGGAAAAGCAUACAGAACAGAGCCCAACGGAUGCUUAUGGAGUCAUAAAUUUUCAAGGGGGUUCUCAUUCCUACAGAGCUAAGUAUGUGAGACUAUCAUAUGACACCAAACCUGAAGUUAUUCUGCAACUUCUGCUUAAAGAAUGGCAAAUGGAAUUACCCAAACUUGUUAUCUCUGUGCAUGGGGGCAUGCAGAAAUUUGAGCUUCACCCACGAAUCAAGCAGCUGCUUGGAAAGGGUCUCAUUAAAGCUGCAGUUACAACCGGAGCCUGGAUUUUAACUGGAGGAGUAAACACAGGUGUGGCAAAACAUGUUGGUGAUGCCCUCAAAGAACAUGCUUCCAGAUCAUCUCGAAAGAUUUGCACUAUUGGAAUAGCACCCUGGGGCGUGAUUGAAAACAGAAAUGAUCUUGUCGGGAGAGAUGUGGUUGCUCCUUAUCAAACCUUGUUGAACCCUCUGAGCAAAUUGAAUGUUCUGAAUAAUCUGCAUUCCCAUUUCAUAUUGGUGGAUGAUGGCACUGUUGGAAAGUAUGGGGCAGAAGUCAGAUUGAGAAGAGAACUUGAAAAAACUAUUAAUCAGCAAAGAAUUCAUGCUAGAAUUGGACAAGGUGUCCCUGUGGUGGCACUUAUAUUUGAGGGCGGGCCAAAUGUUAUCCUCACAGUUUUAGAAUAUCUUCAAGAAAGUCCUCCUGUUCCAGUCGUCGUUUGUGAAGGAACGGGCAGAGCUGCAGAUCUCCUAGCAUAUAUUCAUAAACAAACAGAAGAGGGAGGCAAUCUUCCUGAUGCAGCAGAACCCGAUAUUAUUUCAACCAUCAAAAAGACAUUUAACUUUGGCCAGAGUGAAGCAGUUCAUUUAUUUCAGACAUUGAUGGAGUGCAUGAAAAGAAAGGAGCUUAUCACGGUUUUCCACAUUGGAUCAGAUGAACAUCAAGAUAUAGAUGUAGCAAUACUUACUGCACUGCUUAAAGGCACUAAUGCAUCUGCGUUUGACCAGCUCAUCCUUACGUUGGCAUGGGAUAGAGUUGACAUUGCCAAAAAUCACGUGUUUGUUUAUGGACAGCAGUGGCUGGUUGGGUCCUUGGAACAAGCUAUGCUUGAUGCUCUUGUAAUGGAUAGAGUUGCAUUUGUGAAACUUCUUAUUGAAAAUGGAGUAAGCAUGCAUAAAUUCCUUACCAUUCCUAGACUGGAAGAACUUUAUAACACAAAACAAGGUCCAACUAAUCCAAUGCUAUUUCAUCUUGUUCGGGAUGUCAAACAGGGGAAUCUUCCUCCAGGAUAUAAGAUCACCCUAAUCGAUAUAGGACUUGUUAUUGAAUAUCUUAUGGGAGGAACCUAUAGAUGCACCUAUACUCGGAAACGUUUUCGAUUAAUAUAUAAUAGUCUUGGUGGAAAUAAUCGGAGGUCUGGCCGAAACACCUCCAGCAGCACUCCUCAGUUGCGUAAGAGUCAUGAAUCUUUUGGCAAUAGGGCAGAUAAAAAGGAAAAAAUGAGACACAAUCAUUUCAUUAAAACGGCACAGCCCUAUCGACCAAAGAUUGAUACAGCUGUUGAAGAAGGAAAGAAGAAGAGAGCCAAAGAUGAAAUUGUAGAUAUUGAUGAUCCAGAAACCAAGCGCUUUCCUUAUCCACUUAAUGAACUGUUAAUUUGGGCUUGCCUUAUGAAGAGACAGGUCAUGGCCCGGUUUUUAUGGCAGCAUGGUGAAGAAUCAAUGGCUAAAGCCUUAGUAGCCUGUAAGAUCUAUCGUUCAAUGGCCUAUGAAGCAAAGCAGAGUGACCUUGUAGAUGAUACUUCAGAGGAAUUGAAACAGUAUUCUAAUGAUUUUGGUCAACUAGCAGUUGAAUUACUAGAACAAUCCUUCAGACAAGAUGAAACCAUGGCAAUGAAAUUGCUCACUUAUGAACUGAAAAACUGGAGUAAUUCCACCUGCCUCAAGUUAGCAGUGUCUUCAAGACUUAGACCUUUUGUAGCUCACACCUGUACACAGAUGUUGUUAUCUGAUAUGUGGAUGGGAAGGCUGAAUAUGAGGAAAAAUUCCUGGUACAAGGUCAUACUAAGCAUUUUAGUUCCACCUGCCAUAUUAAUGCUGGAAUAUAAAACAAAGGCUGAGAUGUCUCAUAUUCCACAAUCUCAAGAUGCCCAUCAAAUGACAAUGGAAGAUAGCGAAAACAACUUUCAAAACAUAGCAGAAGAGAUUCCCAUGGAGGUGUUUAAAGAAGUAAGAAUAUUGGACAGUAAUGAAGGAAAGAAUGAAAUGGAAAUACAAAUAAAAUCAAAAAAGCUUCCCAUUACAAGAAAGUUCUAUGCCUUUUAUCAUGCACCAAUUGUAAAAUUCUGGUUUAAUACGUUGGCAUACUUAGGAUUUCUGAUGCUUUAUACAUUUGUAGUUCUUGUACAAAUGGAACGAUUACCUUCAGUUCAAGAAUGGAUUGUUAUUGCUUAUAUUUUUACCUAUGCUAUUGAGAAAGUCCGUGAGAUCUUUAUGUCUGAAGCUGGAAAAAUAAGCCAGAAGAUUAAAGUGUGGUUUAGUGAUUACUUCAAUAUCAGUGAUACAAUUGCCAUAAUUUCUUUCUUUAUUGGAUUUGGACUAAGAUUUGGAGCAAAAUGGAACUUUGAGAAUGCAUAUGAUAAUCAUGUUUUUGUUGCUGGAAGAUUAAUUUACUGUCUUAACAUAAUAUUUUGGUAUGUGCGUUUGCUAGAUUUUCUAGCUGUAAAUCAACAGGCAGGACCUUAUGUAAUGAUGAUUGGAAAAAUGGUAGCCAAUAUGUUCUACAUUGUAGUGAUUAUGGCUCUUGUAUUACUUAGUUUUGGUGUUCCCAGAAAGGCAAUACUUUAUCCUCGUGAAGCACCAUCUUGGACUCUUGCUAAAGAUAUAGUUUUUCAUCCAUACUGGAUGAUUUUUGGUGAAGUUUACGCAUAUGAAAUUGAUGUGUGUGCAAAUGAUUCCACUAUCUCUCAAAUCUGUGGUCCUGGAACAUGGUUGACUCCAUUUCUUCAAGCAGUCUACCUCUUUGUACAGUAUAUCAUUAUGGUCAAUCUUCUUAUUGCAUUUUUCAACAAUGUGUAUUUACAAGUGAAGGCAAUUUCCAAUAUUGUAUGGAAGUACCAACGUUAUCAUUUUAUUAUGGCUUAUCAUGAGAAACCUGUUCUGCCUCCGCCACUUAUCAUUCUUAGCCAUAUAGUUUCUUUGUUUUGCUGCAUAUGUAAAAGAAGAAAAAAAGAUAAGACUUCAGAUGGACCAAAACUUUUUUUAACAGAAGAAGAUCAAAAGAAACUACAUGACUUUGAAGAACAGUGUGUUGAGAUGUAUUUUAAUGAAAAAGAUGACAAAUUCCAUUCUGGGAGUGAAGAGAGAAUUCGUGUCACUUUUGAAAGGGUGGAGCAGAUGUGCAUUCAAAUUAAAGAAGUUGGAGAUCGCGUCAACUAUAUAAAAAGAUCAUUACAGUCGUUAGAUUCUCAAAUUGGCCAUUUGCAAGAUCUUUCAGCCCUGACUGUAGAUACAUUAAAAACACUCACUGCUCAGAAAGCUUCAGAAGCUAGCAAAGUUCACAAUGAAAUCACACGAGAAUUGAGCAUUUCCAAACAUUUGGCUCAAAACCUUAUUGACGAUGGUCCUGUAAGACCUUCUGUAUGGAAAAAGCACAGUGUUGUAAAUACACUUAGCACCUCGCUUCCUCAAGGUGGUCUUGAAAGUACUAAUCCCUUUCUUUGUAAUAUUUUUAUGAAAGAUGAAAAAGAUCCCCAAUGUAACAUAUUUGGUCAGGAUUUACCUGUGAUACCCCAGAGAAAAGAAUUCAAUUUCCCAGAGGCUGGUUCCUCUUGUGGUGCCUUAUUCCCAAGUGCUAUUUCUCCUCCAGAACUGCGACAGAGAAUACAUGGGGUAGAAAUGUUAAAAAUGUUCAGUAAAAAUCAAAAAUUAGGCAGUUCUUCUAACAGCAUACCACAUCUGUCGUCCCCUCCAACCAAAUUUUUUGUUAGUACACCUUCCCAGCCAAGCUGUAAAAGCCACUUAGAAACUGUAACCAAAGAUCAAGAAAUUGUUUGCGCUAAAGCUGCAGAAGGGGAUAAUGUAGAAUUUGGAGCAUUUGUAGGACACAGAGAUAGCAUAGAUUAUUUACAGAAGUUUAAAGAAGCAUCGAACAAGAUAAAAGAAAUAUUAUCCAAUGAUGUUCCUUCUGAAAACACUUUGAAACAUGUGAGUUCUCAUGGUGGAUUUACUGAAUGUCGCAAAACUUCUAUUCCUCUUCAUUCAGAACAAGUGGGAAGUAGCAGUAGAAGGCCAUCUACACAAGAAACUCAUGAAGUAGAUUCCAAAGCAGCUUUACUACCGGAUUGGUUACAAGAUAGACCAUCAAACAGAGACCUGCCAACUGAAGAAGGAACAUUAAAUGGUCUCGCUUCUCCAUUUAAACCAGUUAUGGAUACAAAUUACUACUACUCAGCUGUGGAAAGAAAUAAUUUGAUGAGAUUAUCCCAGAGCAUUCCAUUUACUCCUGUGCCUCCAAGAGGUGAGCCUGUCACAGUAUAUCGCUUGGAAGAAAGUUCACCCAGUAUACUGAAUAACAGCAUGUCUUCUUGGUCACAGCUUGGCCUCUGUGCCAAAAUAGAGUUUUUAAGUAAAGAGGAGAUGGGAGGCGGUUUACGGAGAGCUGUCAAAGUACAGUGUACCUGGUCAGAACAUGAUAUCCUCAAAUCAGGUCAUCUUUAUAUUAUCAAAUCUUUUCUUCCUGAGGUGGUUAACACAUGGUCAAGUAUUUAUAAAGAAGAUACAGUUCUGCAUCUCUGUCUCAGAGAAAUUCAGCAACAGAGAGCAGCACAGAAGCUCACAUUUGCCUUCAACCAGAUGAAACCCAAAUCCAUACCAUAUUCUCCAAGGUUCCUUGAAGUUUUCCUGCUGUAUUGCCAUUCAGCAGGACAGUGGUUUGCUGUGGAAGAAUGUAUGACUGGAGAAUUUAGAAAAUACAACAAUAAUAAUGGUGAUGAGAUUAUUCCAACUAAUACACUGGAAGAGAUCAUGCUAGCCUUUAGCCACUGGACUUAUGAAUAUACAAGAGGGGAGUUACUGGUACUUGAUUUACAAGGUGUGGGUGAAAAUUUGACUGAUCCAUCUGUGAUUAAAGCAGAAGAAAAGAGAUCCUGUGAUAUGGUUUUUGGCCCAGCAAAUCUAGGUGAAGAUGCAAUAAAAAACUUCAGAGCAAAACAUCACUGUAAUUCUUGUUGUAGAAAGCUUAAACUUCCAGAUCUGAAGAGGAAUGACUAUACACCUGAUAAAAUUCUGUUUCCUCAGGAUGAGCCUUCAGAUUUGACUCUUCAGCCUGGAAAUUCCACCAAAGAAUCAGAAUCAACUAAUUCUAUUCGUCUGAUGUUAUAAUAUUACUGAAUCAUUGGUUUUGCUUACACCUCACAAAAAUGUUACCUUGUCAUUUUUCCUUCAGGAGGAAAUUGUUGAGUAAUAGAGAAAAAUGUGUGCAAAUGAACGUGCUAAUUCAGGCACAGUUAAAAGGUCAAUAUUCUUUUGACCUGAUUAAAGUUGUCAGUCGGGAACUCCCUAUAGGAUACAGCUGGCACCUGUUAAAUUUUUAAGGUAAAGGAAAAUUAGUAUUUAUAACUUUUUAAAGGGCUCUUUUUAGCAGAAGAUUCAUUUGACUUUGUUCUGAUGAGGGUGAUACCCUCUGUCAUGCGGUGCAAUACCAUUAACCAAAGUUAAGUGUCUGUGCAGAUUUUCUUGGCAGCUGGUUUACUGCCAUUCAGCUAGUGAAAUGAAGAAAUCACCCAGCCUUUUGGUUAAAUGGCAAGACGUCUUCCUCAGUGUGUUUUAGUGUGUUCAGUGGUGAUGUCACUAGUUCCCAGCUAGAUGCUUGUUGGCCAUGGGAAAGGAGAUGACUUACUAUCCUAGAUCCAUAGGG